This is a messenger RNA of Monoraphidium neglectum, 333 nucleotides long. RefSeq names its product SOUL heme-binding protein. NCBI's taxonomy places the organism in Eukaryota, Viridiplantae, Chlorophyta, Chlorophyceae, Sphaeropleales, Selenastraceae. The coding region runs from base 1 to 333 and encodes 110 amino acids. The transcript has 4 exons. The record is from RefSeq and is a predicted model, not a curated record.
AUGGCGGGCAGUGAGUCGCUGCCAGCCGAGGCGUCCGGCAAAGUGCGGAUGUCCUUCGUGAUGCCCUCGCAGUACACUAAGGACACACUGCCGCGCCCCAACGACGCUUCUGUUGAGAUUAAGGAGGUCCCGGCGCACACGGUGGCGGCGCUGACGUUCCGGGGGCACGUCAGGGGGCGCAAGGUGGUGGAGGAGCGUAAGCAGCAGCUGCUGCAGAUCAUGGAGGCGGAGGGCCUGGUGCCGCAGGGCAACGUCGUGCUCAAUCAGUACCACCCCCCCUUCACCUACGGCUGGCAGCGCGUCAACGAGGUCUGCUUCGAGGUCAGGGAGUGA